Messenger RNA from Dendrobium catenatum, 1059 nucleotides. RefSeq names its product GPI-anchored protein LLG1. Lineage: Eukaryota; Viridiplantae; Streptophyta; Magnoliopsida; Asparagales; Orchidaceae. Bases 246 to 752 code for a protein of 168 amino acids. The record is from RefSeq and is a predicted model, not a curated record. The transcript is spliced from 3 exons.
UUAAAUUUUAUCAGCCGUCCGAUCAAACUCACCCAUGUUCCCGACAGUUCCGAAGAUCAGGCCUUUUACGCGUCUUCUUCUCGCCUCCUUCGUUUCUGAGCUGAGCAUCGUGGGAGAAUCCGCCAAAUUCGGCGAAACAUUGUUUGAAGAACCUCUAAUUUCUGUAUCUCUUUUCUCCUCUUCGGAUAUAGGCAAAAUUUUGAACAUUUAUUAGCGAGAGAGCAAAGGGAGCAAAUAAAACAGAGAUGGAUUUGAUGAGGGUUUUCUUCCUGCAAGCCGCCGCUGUCGUGCUCCUCACAGAUCUCAUUGCAGCGGAUCCUUUCAUCUCCGGUGGUGUUCUGCAGGGACAUGGAUCUAUAAGCCGGAAUCUCUUGCAGGCCAAACAGAGUUGCCCUAUAAACUUUGAAUUCAUGAACUACAAAAUCAUCACAGACAAAUGCAAAGGACCCCAAUACCUUCCUGGUCCUUGCUGUUCUGCCUUGAAGGAAUUUGCAUGCCCUUAUACAGAUCAGCUUAAUGAUCUCACAAAUGACUGUGCUACUACCAUGUUCAGCUAUAUAAAUCUCUAUGGAAAAUAUCCUCCUGGUCUUUUUGCUUACGAAUGUCGCGAAGGGAAGGAAGGUCUUGACUGUUCGGCUUAUCUCAACGGAACAGACCAUUCUACAAGCUCAGCCAAAAUGAUUCGAAGCCUCUCCCCUGUAAUAGGUACUGUCUUGGGAGUUACUGUGGCUUUGCUCGUUUAUUGGAACUGAAGUUAACUUUACAUUUCUUGGAGAUUCUCAUCAUAGCAACAGGUUCUGUAUUUCAGAUGAGUAUUCUUUUAACUCAGUAUGAGGGCAAUUGUUGGCCUGUCUUCAGACAAAUUCCGUUGGUCAAAGCUUUUUUUGUGAUGAGGAAUGUAAUAUAUGUUGUUGGUAUUAUUUGUUUAAGUUGUUACUUGGGAUUUGUUUCAAUGGGAUGUUUAUGUUAUUUUGAUGGGUUUUGUAAUUUCAAUAUGCUAAAAUCCUUUUGGUACAUUGUUAAAAGCUUAAUGGUUGUGGAGCGCAUCCUUUUGGCAAA